UGUUAACACUGGUCCUCUUACUUAUACAGCAUGUCAAACUGCAUGUAAUCAUGGCUGGGUUGCAUGUUAUUCCAUUAUCGGAUUGGUAGCUGGUACUAUUACUGGAGGUCUUGGUGUUCCCAUUACCGCUACUACUU
Molecule: messenger RNA, 137 nt
Organism: Funneliformis caledonium
Lineage: Eukaryota; Fungi; Glomeromycota; Glomeromycetes; Glomerales; Glomeraceae
Source: the annotation of a GenBank genome assembly